CAAACCUAUCUGGGAUCGAGGGAGGGCCGGGUGCAGUGUGGGCCCCGCCCCUUCCGGCUGUGCCUCGUCUCCUAGCAACGGUCUGACGCCUCCCGAUUUACUCCGCUGCUUUUUGCUGCUGCAAACGCACCCUUCUACCAUGUUCAGUGCUUCCAAGCAGUGCUCUGGUGCGCUCCUGCCACCGCCUGAGGCUAUUCACAACCUCUGCGCCUGGCUGGACCGGCUUCCACUCAGCCGCCCCAAGCGCCACCUGGCUCGGGACUUCAGUGAUGGUGUGCUGGUGGCCGAGAUUGUGAAGCACUUCCACCCUCGGCUGGUGAACUUGCACAGCUACGUCCCAGCCUGCAGUACAGACCAGAAGUUAAGCAACUGGAGCCUUCUCAACAGGAAAGUCUUUCAAAAGCUGCACUUGUGUAUCUCAGAGACCGAUAUCCAAAAGGUGGUGUCCAACAAGCCUGGGGUUAUCGAGUCUAUCUUGUGUUCACUGAAGGAGAAAAUAGAGGCCGGCACUGCUCACGGAGGCCCGGCUGGUGCAGCUGAUCCAGGCCUCUCCAGUGUGAAUGCUGUCCAGCCGUGGGGAGGGCUUAGCACCCACUCGCAUACCACUAGGACUCAAAAUCUUAAUGUUGAUAAUAGCAGCUCAUCAGAGCCCCUCUGGGACUACUAUGGAGAACGCCGCUACAUUCCUGAAGGCUGGACACAUGACAAUCACGAGCUCACAAAUCUUCAAAAGAGGGCAGGCCCACAGAGCCCUCCAGUCCCCGUCAGCACGAAGACCCUUCAGAAUCCAAGGGAUCUGGAGAAAAUGGGCUGCUGUGCUUGCAGAGGGGACCCAGUGGAAGGGCUCUGGGAUCACCUGGCCAUCAUCCAGCAGCAGCUGGAGGAUAAAGAACAGGCAAUAGCCAUUCUGCAGGAGACAGUCAAGCCCAGCUCUCCCCACAGCCGCCCAGGCGUAUAUGCUGACCAAGGGAACUAGCUCUUCAUUGGAGACACAGAGAGGAAACAGACCAGCUUGUCAUUUAAGGGUUGACCCUCAACUGGCCAUUUAAGGGUUGACACUCAACUGGCCAUUUAAGGUUGAGUACCACUUGUAAGUGGCCACUAGGUGAGAAACACAACUUUGGAGUUGAAGAGACACCGGGAGUCAAAGGAGAAAUAUGUGGUGACCGGAUGUAUCAAGCAUGUGGCUGGGCCUCAUGGAAAGGAUUCCAUGGCUGGGCCUAGCCACAGCUCCCUGACUUUUGGUUUGUCACUAACUAAGGAGUUGUAGGAAGGUAUCUAGGAAAUAGGCUUUAUAUACUGGCUAUAGACAGUGUCGCACCCCACAAAGCCAAGGAGGGACCUUGUCUUGUAUUGUCCGAUGUGAGGCUGGCUCCCUCCCCACCUGGCUCCUUCACACUACCUGGGAAUGAGACAGAUCCCAUUUUUCUGCUUGAGGAGUAUGAUGGGUGUCUAUGUUUCUGAUAAGAUAAGGUUUGGGACAAGGUCAUUCUUGAAACAGGCAGGGAGAAAUCACAGAUACCUGAGCCGAUCAGUCCCCUGUUGGGUUCAUAGCAGAGAAGGCUCCUUCCCUGCCCUGCCCUGCCUUGCCCUGCCCCGCCCUGCCCUGCCCUGCCCUGCCCUGAAUCUAGUCUUUCUAGUUGACACAGAGGGAGUAGACAGAGAGAUCAGGGAGAUCCCAGCAGGGAACAGGAGGAAAACCCAGUCCUUCCUGGCCUACCAGCCCACUACGCACCACACCUCAGGCUCACUGACUGUAGAAUCUUCCCCAAGGAUCCUGGUGUUCAUCUUUCUCAGUGCUCCCACAAAGGGCCUUUGAUCCAGCCCCCAGUCGUGAGACCUAGGCUUGGGGGACUAACUGGUAUGUAGGGGGCAUCUCUGGCUACGUUCAGACUUGUGUACUUUCUGAAGAUUUUGCAGAUGAAGGUGAUGAGGUUGGAGUAUCUGGUACAGCUGAAGGACCAACGGAUCGGGGAGCUGAUGAGAUCUGGGCCUGAGGAGCGUCAGAG
Molecule: messenger RNA, 2009 nt
Organism: Myodes glareolus (Bank vole)
Lineage: Eukaryota; Metazoa; Chordata; Mammalia; Rodentia; Cricetidae
Source: RefSeq, a predicted model, not a curated record